Amoebophrya sp. A120 is the source of this 6656-nucleotide messenger RNA. NCBI's taxonomy places the organism in Eukaryota, Dinophyceae, Syndiniales, Amoebophryaceae. The record is from the annotation of a GenBank genome assembly.
UGCGUGAUGCUUCGUCUGCUGUAACUUCUCUAUUGACAAACAUAAAUAAGGCAGCUAGAAGUUCGGUAUCAGUUCAGGGCCACGUUCACAUGCAAGAAAAGACAAACUUCAAGAAACUACUGAAUACAAUGAAUUUUUAAUGUGACAGAACAAAGAGAGAGAUUGCUCAUGGUGCCUGGCGCAGUCGUCUUCAUUGUCAGACAACCAUGGGAAGGAUUGAUCCUGCGGACUAGAGCACUUUAUCGCGCUUGCAUUUUUUGUGGUGCUGUCCCUGUCCAUUUGUAGAUUCAGAAUCCAAAUUCGGCCGUGUGGAUAGGCAGCUUUGUCGAAUGGAUUGUCCCUCCUAGAUUUUCUUAAACAUACCCGUCGUGGCUGAUGAUUAUGGCCUCGGCUGCGAGCUGUGCGACGUUCUAAUUACACGACUUUACUUAGAAACAAGUACUUUUACACACAAACAGCCGAUAUUAAAACGCUGACUGAACUCAAUUUCACGAAGGCCCGUCCCGUAGCCGUUCCUGUUGUCGGUGCUGCACUUACACUGCACUUUCCACUUGCUCCAACGGACAUUGAAAAAAUUGGCUGGAUCAAGUCAUCUGCUUCGGAUUCUCCCCGGUCGCUCGUGAGUGUGCAUUACGGAACACCGUUCAUUUUUUCUCGGAGCCCCGCUGCGCAGAUCAGUACUUUUCCAUCCUGCAGACGACGUCGGUGUAGUUCUUAGUUUGCUCCUACUCACCGCCUGCGCGACCACAGAUUGCGUCCCUGACAGCGGCCACAGAUCGGCAUCGAGAAGAAGAACACGGAGCAACGGGGGCUGCCCCAUUUUUUGUUCGAAACCUGUGGCUUCCUCGUCUGUUCAAGUCGUCGACAGCGGUGGGUGAUACCUAUUUCAAGUGCACAUCAAGCUGUAGAGGAGCACCCACCGGAUCCGGAACAAAGCCAACCACGCGUUUCCUGUUUAGGAAGUCCAACCGAACAUAGGACACCACUUCAUCAAGCACCUUUUAACAAGGUCAAAGCGGGACUACACGAGAUACAGAAGAAAGUAAACCUUCUCGACGUCGUCCCUGAAAGAACCGCAAGAAAAAUAACAAGAUGGCGUCGCUGAAAGCGAUUUCGAUGCGGAUGAAGUCCGUAGCGAACAUUUAUCCCGAUGGAAAGAGAAAUGCGAGACAUUCGGCUGGAGUUUGUGAUGCAGCAAUAGAGAUCACGACAUAGUGGAUAAGUAUUAUAAAUGCGAUUUCCCAAAAUUGUAAUUGACCGGCGCGCGAAGCGCUACACUCGUAGUGGAGGUGCUACAAACACCAGAUGAUGCGACUAAGUACCUGAUCAUUUCUUGUGGCACUUCAGAACAAGCAGCCCCCCCCCCGCGGGCGGUCCGAUUGUUGUCAUUUUAACUGUUGCAUACCCUCGGGAAGAUUACGAGUGCGAUGAAGAUGGUCUCCACUGCAAAAUUUAAGCACGACGAUAUCAAAAUGAAAAGUAGCCUCACCACCACAAGAGUCCGGACUAUUGCACAAGUUUUCCAGCACGUGAGAAACUCUUUUGUCUUGCAAGAAGCGAACACGACGCGUUUUUUGUCAGAAUCGACAAAGCCAGUUAUGCAAAGCUUCGACAUGAUGACAGACACAUAUAUCGCUUCUACUGUGGCGCUGCGCAGCAGCACAGACAUCCGCUGGUCUGGCCUGAAAAUUUGUCACGCUGACACAUUCAAGGUGGCAAGUGUUUCCUUCCAUUGGGAACUUUUGCAAACACGUCCACCGCACUCUGGGGUCGUGGGGGCGCUUUUCAAUAUGAUUGACGAGAGGAGAUACAAUGCGGGCAAGCCCUUCAGUGACCCAGUACUUUUUUGUUUUUAUCAUGUGACUUGUUUUUCUUUCGCGUCUUAUUUGUCGUGCUUUGUAUGUGUUGGAAAUGGAAUUGGAUGCAAAUUUUAGGUAGUACUGAAAGGUAAAUUUUAUGUAGUACUGAAAGUGAAAGUCUAUUUCUCAGGUAGUAAAAUUCUACGAGAAGCUUCCGCCGAUGGACUCGUCAAGCUUGGUAUGGAAUGAGACUGCUCUAGACUUUGGAUAAUGCAUCAACGCUAACACAAACAUUGGCAAUGGGAGACUUCGACAGCCAUAUAGAUUCGGAAUAGAUUCCAAAUAGAUUUGAAGUAGAUGGUUUCUGUUUUCCGAGAAAGCGUCUGCAGUUCUGCAGCACGCGAUCGAACGGAGAAUAAAAACAGUCACCGAAGUCGCGAGCUGGGCGAAAAAUGAGAACAAUUCUGACCAAAAUUCCCGGGCCGAUGAGAAGUGGCCACAAGGUGCCUGCCAUAGCCCGAGAAAGUGGCCAGGUGAAGGGGGUAAUCUUGCAGCGCAAGCGCCGCGCUAUGCUUUUAGUUGGGCCUAGACUCUCGGACCAAGUAAGAGCAUACCCUGGCGCCUGGGAAAAAGAUUGCUCUGGCCCGCAAAAGCUGGCACAGGCGCCACGGCAUUCUUUUGCCGGGGCUGCCAGGUUUUAAGGCCAGGCACUGUCACAGCGGUGCGCUUGUGAUGCGAAAUUCUCCUGGCAGGCCCGAGAAAGUGGCCAGACCGAUGAUGGGGGAGCGUGGUGUUUCUGAUGCGAAAAUGUUCUGGCCCGAGAAAGUGGCCAGAUAAGGGGGGGUGGUCUUGAAGUACAAGCAGCACGCUGUGCUCUUACCUGGGCCUCUCGACUUUGAGGCCAGGUAAGAGCAUAGCAUGGUGCUUGGAAGGAAAAAAGGCCGCAUCAGCCGAAAAAAAGUUGGCCAAAACACCACGGCACUCUCUUACCUGGCCUGGCAAAUUUUUGGGCCAGGUAAGAGGGCAGCGUGGUGUUUGGGAUGCGAAAAUGUCCUGGCCUGAGGAGGUGGCCAGGAGAAAGAGACACUUUUUUUAGCACAAUCGCCCUGCUGUGCUCUUACCUGGGCCUCCAGACUUUGAGGCCAGAUAAGAGCAUAGCAUUGCGAUUGGAAGGAAAAAAGACCGCAUCGGCCCAAAAAGCUUGGUAUGGAAUGAGACUGCUCUAGACUUUGGAUAAUGCAUCGACGCUAACACGAAGACGAACACCACCAGAAGACCACAUUUCUUGAGCUGCGUUCUUUGACUUUCAUCAUCUGGCUUUGUAGUAACAGUACGCUCGUCAUCUUGAUGAUGAAGCCUGCCUGUAGAAGGCCUUUGCAUGUUCCACGAAGUUCUCUCGCAGCGAAACAAGACCAUUUGAAUGGUGCAAGGAGCCCAGGCGGGUGCAGGAACUUGUACUUUGCGGCGUUGUUGAAUUUGUUGUCGCACUCUUGUUUCCCUUUCAUGCCUUCCCGCCCUGAAAAUGGUCGUGUUGUCCAGCGACAAGGGGAUGUGUGGCGGCAUAAACUCGGGGCUCGCGAAGUCCGUGCGGGUGAAGGCAAUAGAAGAAGAGCAGGCCGGCACGGCAGUGGAGCUGAUGUGUUGCGGCAGCAAGGCACAAGCCGCGCUGAAAAGAAACUUGGGGAACAGGUAUUUUUAGAGUAGAAGUUGUACUACAUCUUCUCAGUGACUUUAUGGACAAAGUCGUAUUUAGAAUUACACUGCUUCGUAGUUUCUUGCUGCGUUGUGGAUGGUCGUAGAGCUGCUGCCCAGCACGUCUGAAACGAAGCAUGAUGAGGUCGGUGAAGUCUGUCCCAUACAUUGACGAUAAACUACGCAAAUCGAAAAAGGACUUCGUAGACACACUGGCACUGCAUGGAAAACGUUUUUGUCCCAAACUACACUCAACAUGACGAAAAUGUGUGUUGCAUUUUGUACCCGUAUUGCGACCUUGGAUUGCUAGUAUUGCAUAUACAAUUUUUCAAUAGACAGGUUUAGCAGCAGCUCGUUCGAAGAGAUUCAAGCGGUGCCGUAAUAUCGUAAGAAAAAACUAGUUCACUGUAAACUUUUGUUGCAGAUGAAAAUGCAUGAUCGCAGAAGUAUUGGUCUUCCAGUAGACAUGCAAGACCAUGGGCUUCUAGGCGCAUUUUUCCUUAGAAAGCUCGCAUGGCAAAGUGCGAUAUAGAGCAAACUUGUGAUCAUGCAAAACUUGCAAAAUCGUUAGAGUGAAACACUUUUUUCUUACGAUACGGAAGAAAGCCAAAAUCAAGUAGAGAGGACGACGCCAACGCGCCAAUCAUGCAAACAGGGAAGACAUUUUCACUUGUCCACCUGCUUUGGGGGAUGCAACGCUGCUACAAAGCUAGGAGACGGGCAGGCCACAAACAUCGUGUAAGAUUAGUUCUUGAGUAUGCAUGUAAAAUAAGUUGUAUUCGGCAUUAUACAGCAUCAGCAUCACAAAGAAAUGAAGUCCUCUCGCUUUUGUCCUAACGUAGUUGAUACCACGUUCAACUUCACAACGGCGUCCAUGCUUGCGGAGAGCGCGAUGGCGGGCGAGCCGGCGCGGAUCAUAUCAAACGCAAAUAUGGUUGGGUCCUCUGGAUGAGUGCAGGAGUUUUUCAUGCAUCUUUUUGAUCACGCAACUGGUCUUUAAAAUAAAGGAUUGAGGCCUCUUCGGCAUGAGAAGUUUAUUUCUUGCGUACGCAAGAAAUGGGCAGAUUUUGUCGCUCCUGCAAAACAAAUUUCUGGUCAUUUUUCCAGAAUCCGCAUCACAAGUUGCAACCUUCCAGAUCGAGACAUAUUUGCAGCGGAUAGAUCAACGUGGUGCACAAUCACUUUCAGAGCAUGAUCGCCUACGAACCCUUGAAUGUACCAGUUUACAUAUGAGAGCGCAAAACGCCUUCAUCUUCUCAUUUGGAGCGCGUUUUUUCAUCCAGCAAUUGAACCCCCCCCACCUUAGAAUGCUGUCUUUGUAUGAGAAAUCCACGCGGUCCGGAAUGCACUGCAGAUUGGGCGUCAAGAAUUUUUUUUCAUGCGAGCACAGCCAAGAUGGAGUUCCAGUUGCAAACGAGGGGGAGGAGGAGUUGUGCACUUUCAUAUCACACGAAAAAGGCGGUGAAAAACGUGGCACCACCGGAGUGGAGUAAGGCCGUGGAUCAGUAUAGUUUCAAUUUUUUUGUUUUCCCACCAAAUUAUCGGGUGUGAAACUGAACGUCGUGUGAAACUGAACGUGGUGGUGAGGAAACUUGCAUUCUUGCAUUCACGGCUAUUGUCGUCCGAGCCCCAGGUCGUGGUACUCAUUUGCGUUCGCAAAAAUCAGGAUAGAUAUGCUUCGUAUUGAUCGUUUCUAGAUUAUGAUGUUCUAACAUCCAGCCUGCAGCCUCAAAGUGACCUUUUCCGUAUCAAACCACGACUUCAAGGUACAAUUUCGAGCCGCCAACCUGGGAAGUGUGGGACGACCUGCAAGAGUUCUACACCGCAUGCGCAAUCUAUGACGCAGAAAUUGUAAUUGACACAGUUGUAGUUCGGAAGUUGGAUUAGGCUUUGUAGUAAGGAACUAUGCGAACAACUAGCCGGCUGAGGUUGCGGCAACCAUCUUUUUGUUACUUCAUGGAUGCCUGAUGUCAUGGAAAAAAAAUCGCACGCGACAGCAAAAAAGUCACAUCCUCCCCUGCGUCGUCGGUUUUGAUUCUUAUUCCGACGAGAAUGAAGAGGUGAUGAAUAAUUUUGUCGAGGCUCCACAUGAACAGCAGCCAUAUGUAUUUCCCUAACAUUGUUCCUCUCGUCCGGACGACAUCAUACGUUUUACUCUUGUCCGUGCAUACAACCUACGGAAAGUACCUGGACGGCAUCAUUUCGGAGCAGAGCGCCCGCAUGGCGGCCAUGGACAAUGCGUCCAAAAACAGUGACGUAUCGCAAGGAAAAAUCCCCCCUCCCCAUAUUGAAGAGGUAGGUUUUCGAAAAUUUGUGUUGCUGAUUUGAGGUCACAAAUCACGUUUGUGUUGCAAGAAGACAAGGGCAACAGCUUCCGUCCCAUUAUGGAGGGUGUUUGUCAUGCUGUUGAGCCAACAUCACGGACGCUGUUCAUGCUAAGCGCCUAAGUCAAAGCCUCUCUGCCCAGGCUUGAUAUGGGUCUGCAGUCCUCUCCAGCAAGACAGAUGUGAUUUGUGUACUCAAAUACAGCAACACUAAUUCCGUCUUCGAUAUGGGGAGGGGGGAUUUUUCCUCACAAUAUGACGAGAUCGUCGACAAGCUUACCCUGCAGUACAACCGCGGGAGGCAGGCACGGAUCACGACGGAGCUCUGCGAGAUCAUCGCCGGCGCGAGUGCGCAGUAGAGCUGGGAGGGCAGAUUAUAGCCAAAUUCCUUACACAGUGACACUACACUUUUUUCGUACGAUAUCGGGGACAAAUCAAUGGCACGAGAAUCGUUCCUGCGGAAGCCGUAGUCUGACGAAAUCCAGUUGUGCUUCCAGUACCUAGAUAGUUCUUUGCGCAAUCGCCUUGCUGUGUUGUGGUGGUGAAAUCAAUCACACAGUGUCCUUAUCCUUUGGGGCUGCUGUUUAGCGGCGCAAUCUAGCUGGAGUUUGUCAUUGCGGAGCGGAAUAUCACUUCGUUGGUGCCACAAAAAACAACCAGAACAUCGCCCGAUAUCACUGGUGGGUGCAAAUGCAUUCCUCGUGCAAAAAUUUUCCUUCAUUUAAUUAUUUCAGGAGGUUUUCUAUCUUGUUCGUCUUCGUGUUCCAUUAUUCUUCUUGCAUGCGCACCAGAUAUCAAAUUAGAUGGCGCCUUUCCAUUUUCCUGCAAUCCAACAUCCCGG